Messenger RNA from Colletotrichum chrysophilum, 2724 nucleotides. RefSeq lists its product as uncharacterized. The record is from RefSeq and is a predicted model, not a curated record. NCBI's taxonomy places the organism in Eukaryota, Fungi, Ascomycota, Sordariomycetes, Glomerellales, Glomerellaceae. Bases 1 to 2724 code for a protein of 907 amino acids. The transcript has a single exon.
AUGGACCCGGCAUCGGCAUUUGGUCUUGCUGCAAGUAUCGUCCAAACGAUCACGUUCACCAGCGAUCUCAUAUCCAAGAGUCGGCAAUUGCAUCACUCAGCCCAGCGCGGCCUUGUCGAGAAUGAGGAGCUGGCAUCCAUCGCCAGAACUCUUCAAUCCCACAGUCGCCGCAUUACCAUUCAGCUGGUCGGCGCACCUAUGGGGAAAGAUGAUGUUGGAAAAGAUCUAUCUACUCUCUGCAACGGAGUACGCGAUCUUUGCAAGAAUCUCCUCGAUACAAUUGAAGCACUUCAGAAACCCGACUCCGCCACGCGAUGGGAUAGCUUCACGCAAGCCCUGCGAAGCGUAUGGAAGGAGCAAGACAUCGUCGACUUGGCACAGAGAUUGGAGAGGUAUCGUCGCCAGAUUGAUUCAAUCUUGCUUGCGAGCAUGAAAGAGCAGCUCGAGAAUCUGACAAAAGACACACGCGACCGCAACCAACAGAUUGAGCAGAAUCUCAACAAGACCCUGGCAAUCGUGGAGCCGAAGAGCAGGUGGCAGGCCGAGCUGGUCCAGACGGCCCGGAGGAGCUUGGACUCAGGACCAUCGGAAGGCCUUGCCUAUCUUGAUCUUGUCUCAGCCUCCCUAUCUGCCGGCGCCAAGGAAGAGCGAGACAAGCUCAUGCAACGUCGUACGCUUGAGUCUCUCAAGUUCGCGGAUAUCCGAGACCGUUAUGAGCGCAUCCCUGUCGCCCACCGAAAAACGUUCGAGUGGAUAUUUAGCGAGCCAUCGACAUCGCCCCCAGAGGGAAGAAAUCCUCUGUGGGACAAUUUCCAUGGCUGGCUGACAUCGGACGAGGUCUUAUACUGGGUGACUGGCAAGCCAGGCUCAGGCAAGUCGACUUUGAUGAAGUUUCUGUCUGAUGACGCCCGCCUCCGACCCCAGCUGGAAGGCCGGCAGAAGGUCCCCAUUCACAUUGCCAGCUUCUUCUUUUGGAACUCGGGAACAAUGAUGCAGAUGUCUCGAGAAGGACUUCUACAGUCUCUCCUUCAUCAGACUAUUCGAAACUUUCCUCAAGACAUUCCCAAGCUUUUCCCAGAGAGAUGGGAAUACCAGGAGCUGUUCGGUUACGACUCCCGCUCUUGGUCGUGGUCCGAGCUCUCUCAAGCAUUCACGGAGAUGCUGUCUGACAAGACCAAGGCCUUCUUUUUCAUUGUAGACGGACUAGAUGAGCUAGACGGAGACUGCAGUGAGAUGACAAGCUACUUGUUGCGCGCGUUCUCCCAGGGACCGCACAUCAAAGCGUGUGUGUCCAGCCGGCCGUGGCUGGUUUUUGAGGAUAGCUUCCGGCGGAAGCCAUCCCUUAAAAUGGAAGAUUUCACAAAGAAGGACAUGACAUUGUUCGCAACAGAGAAGCUUACAGAGAAUACUAUGUUCGCCCAACUGCAAUGGUUGGAUGACAAAAGCACUCGGGCCUUGAUUGACGAAGUCUCGGGGAAAGCCUCUGGUGUCUUCUUGUGGGUUACAUUGGUGGUAAAGUCUCUUUUGGAAGGACUGCGAGAUGGCGAUAAAAUCCAGGACCUGCGAUCGCGACUAGACGACCUUCCGCCUGAUCUACAGUCGCUAUUCAGAAAGCUCUUGGAGGAUCUCGAGCCUUCAUAUUUUCAGCAGUCAUCAAGAAUCUUCCAAUCAGUUCGGGCAUCCCAUCUGCCAAGGACGUCGAUAGCUGUGGGAGAGUACAAGUCAAUCGAGGUCAAAGGGGACAGUCACGAGGCGUGGUCGUCUCUGAGACUGCUCUCCCUUUCUUUUAUCGACGAAGACCCCGAGGAGGCGCUGGGGAAUGACAGUCAGGGAACAAUGGGCCGCCAUGAGCAGGGAAUUCGAGCCGAAGUAAUGCGGCGACAGCUACAAAGCCGCUGCAAGGGGCUUCUCGAGGUACCCACCUUCAGCACCACAGGGCCCGAGUCAAAGGUCGAGUAUCUGCACCGCACAGUCAAAGACUUCCUUGAAGAGGGAGGCGGGGGCGACUUCCUGACAACAGAGGAUUCCUUUGACCCGCACGUGGUUCUCUGCGCAGCUCUCAUCCGGCACGCCAGGGCUAUUCGCCCGACUGAAGACGACAUGACAGGGAUGGAAUCUCUCGCAGACAUUUUACGCGAGUUCACCACCCAGUGUCAUUGGCUAGAGAGACAAAACCGAGACGUUUACGUUCCGUAUCUAGAAGAAAUGAACAAGAUAGCUGAGGCUAUCUUGGGCGGCCCUGGCGGCGAUAAACCUCCGCCGGACUUUUCGCAGACAGACUGGGUUUUCUCUUUUCCCCAUUGGACCAGACGGGUAGACCCCUACGCUGGGCGUAAAGCCGCCCGAGUCUGGUGUCUCUUUGACUAUGCCGUGGUUCGGUCUCUGACUCAAUAUGUUAGGCGACAGCUGUCUACAGGCUACAUUCUUAAGGACAAUCCGAAUCACAAGUUCUUGACGGAGUAUGUGUUAGAACAUGGAACUCGGGCUAUGGCUGAGCUGCUGGACUCGGGCAUCAUUACAUUCAAGGAUAUCAAGGGCAAAUCGAGCGACAACGAAAAAGACGUAGAGAUGGAGAAAGCUGAAGGCUUGACACGCGAAAUGGGAUCGGAAAAGACGGUAGCGCGCAAUCCUUCUACAAAGAGGGAGAAGGAUUGGCCCACAUCUCGAUUCAGGCAUAGCAUUCACCAGAUUUCUCAGAGAUUCAGCCUUCGGAGGAAGAAGUAA